Messenger RNA from Paraphaeosphaeria sporulosa, 317 nucleotides. RefSeq lists its product as uncharacterized. The record is from RefSeq and is a predicted model, not a curated record. NCBI's taxonomy places the organism in Eukaryota, Fungi, Ascomycota, Dothideomycetes, Pleosporales, Didymosphaeriaceae. The transcript has 2 exons. The annotation marks the transcript as partial.
AUGCACUUCCGCAACGUCGUUCUCCUCAUCCCAGCUUUGGUAGCUGCUGCUCCAGUUGCAGAGCCAAAGGCUUUGGUUCCUGUCAGCCCGUGGACUCCAGCGCUCAACCUUCGCACUCUGGAUGAAGACGCUGCAAAGUAUGGUAAACGGGCCCUAGAUGAAGAUGCCGCCAAGUAUGGUAAACGCACUUUGGAUGAAGAUGCUGCCAAAUAUGGCAGACGUGAGUUGGAUGAGGACGCGGCCAAGUAUGGAAAGCGCACCUUGGACGAGGACGCCGCCAAAUACGGAAAGCGCACCUUGGACGAAGACGCCGCGAA